Messenger RNA from Boleophthalmus pectinirostris (great blue-spotted mudskipper), 4677 nucleotides. It is a transcript of the gene mst1, whose product is annotated as macrophage stimulating 1. NCBI's taxonomy places the organism in Eukaryota, Metazoa, Chordata, Actinopteri, Gobiiformes, Gobiidae. The record is from RefSeq and is a predicted model, not a curated record. Gene Ontology annotation, biological process: proteolysis. Gene Ontology annotation, molecular function: serine-type endopeptidase activity; signaling receptor binding.
GUAAUGAUUAAUGUGAAUAUUGAUUAUUUCAGUCUCGUUUGAGUAAGGCCUCCGCGUUGGCCCAUGCGCUCAAAUUACUAGCGCUUUAUGUCUAGCUGCGUAGGUUUACAAAAGCUGAACAAGACUGGUGUUUUUUGAUCCAAAACUCAGAUUGGUGGAGUUAAACUUUACGUUUUACCUAAAAUAUGGAGUUCUUUGUAGCCUGUCUGUUGCUAGCCGUGGAAUUAAGCUCAGCUUAUCGUAGCCCUCUGAACGACUUCCAGCGCUCCGAGGGCAGGGAGCUGGUGCCCACGGCCUGGAACUCUGCUCGGGUAAUCACCUACAGAGGGGUGAACCUGGAGGACUGUGCCUCCCGCUGUUCUUUGUCCCUGGAUUGCAGAGCUUUUAACUACGAGACCCGUCCGACAGUGAACUGCAAACAUCUGCCAUGGGUCGGAGACGGCAGCAACGCAGAGGUCAAGAGGAAUGUAAACUGUGACCUCUAUGAAAAGAAAGUCUAUGUGCGUAAGUGCAUUGUGGGUCAAGGAGAGGAUUACAGAGGGAAGGUCUCCACCACAAAGAGUGGUCUGACCUGCCAACAGUGGUGGUCCAAGUUCCCUCAUGAUCACAGGUGGACGCCAUCUCCCACUAAUGGUCUGGAGCUGAGUUACUGCAGGAAUCCGGAUGGGGACCGGAUUGGGCCCUGGUGCUACACCACAGACCCAGAGCGACGCUACGAGAGCUGCAACAUCCCACAGUGCAAAGACGAGGUGUGCAUUACCUGUAAUGGGGAGGACUACAGAGGCCAGGUAGACCACACUGUGAGUGGCAGAGAAUGUCAGAGAUGGGACCAGCAGUACCCACAUCAGCACAUCUACCAACCUGAGAAGUAUCCAGAUAAAAGCCUGGAUGAUAACUACUGUCGUAACCCAGAUGCAUCGCCUGUGCCCUGGUGCUACACCACAGACCCAGAGGUGGAGAGGGAGAACUGUGAGAUCAGGAAGUGCACUGAGGUGCGAGUGGAGAAACGUCAGCGCUCAAGCUUCACCACAAACUGUUUCCGGGGCCGAGGAGAGGACUACCGCGGCAAAGUGAACGAGACCACCUCCGGGAUCGCCUGCCAGAGAUGGGAUGCCCAGUACCCCCACGAGCACCCCUUCUACCCCAACACCUAUGAGUGCAAGGGUCUGGAGGAAAACUACUGCAGGAACCCGGAUGGCUCUGAGGCCCCCUGGUGCUUCACGUCGGUACCUGAGAUGAGGACAGCUCUGUGUUUACAGAUAAAACGCUGUGCAGAUGAUAUCGAGGCUGAAGAUUGUUAUCAUGAAAAUGGAAAGAACUACAGAGGAACAGUUCGGAAAACACGUAAAGGCAUCAUCUGCCAGAAGUGGAACGUCAACACACCUCACCGAACCAAGAUUAACCCUAGGACCCACCCUGAGGCCAACCUGACAGAAAACUACUGUCGAAACCCAGACGGGGACCAGCAUGGACCCUGGUGCUACACAACAGACCCGAAAACCGAGUUCGACUACUGCGCCAUUAAACAGUGUGCCGGCGAGAAGGUGUCACUGACUGAGCCAGUGGAGAAGGUAGAGUUUAGUGAGUGUGGAAAGAGAGACGACCGCAUGCCCCGGUCCAGGCUGCGUAUCGUGGGAGGGGUCCCUGGGAACUCUCCAUGGACUGUAAGUCUGAGAGACAGGAAAGGAAACCAUUUCUGUGGAGGGUCCCUGGUUAACCCCAGAUGGGUGAUCAGCACCAAACAGUGCUUCUCCUCUUGUUACGUGGAUCUGCCUGGUUACUCUGCCAUGAUGGGGACUUUAUUUCGGGAUCCUGCUGAUGGCGAGCCCGGGGUGCAGACUAUCCCUCUCACCAAAAUCGUGUGCGGACCCUCGGAGUCCCAGCUCGUCAUGCUCCAACUCGAAUACCCAGCACAGUUUAAUGAGCGUGUCUCUCAGAUCUGCCUCCCCCCAGAGAGGUACAUUGUGGCAGAGGGGACGUUUUGUGAGAUUGCAGGAUGGGGUGAGACACGAGGCACCGGGGAUGAGACGGUCCUGAACGUGGCUCACAUUCCAGUUCUGAGCAACAAGGAAUGCAACAAAUACUUCAGAGGGCGUGUCCGCGAGAACGAGAUGUGCACUAGCUCUUUCCAGGGAGGGGUGGGCGCCUGCGAGAGGGACUAUGGAGGACCUUUGGCCUGUCAGAACCUGGACUGCUGGGUUUUGGAGGGAGUGAUUAUCCCCAUGAGGCGCUGUGGUCACCCAGGGCAACCCAACAUCUUCAUCCGAGUGUCCGUCUACGUGGACUGGAUUAAGAAAGUCAUGGAAAUGGCUUAAAAAGACUGACAACUAAAAGGAAAGUGGAAAGGAAGUGUUUUCAAAGCACAUGGCAUGUUCUCAAUGUGGAAAACUGUCAGGAAUUAUAUAGUAGAUAGGGUGAGCACCUCAAAUUGUAGAAAAAUGUGUUAAAUAUGGUGGGAUAUGGAGGGUUGGACUAUUUAAUAAUAACUGCAAUAACGCCAUAUGAUUUUCAGUUUUUAUUAGUCAUAACGCUUAAGUUGUUAAAACAUAUUACAGCCUUGAAUGUAGUACAUGUACACCCAAAAUCAUGUUUUCUAUGUAAAAUUUAUACAAUGGCAUCAAUAAAAAGUGGGAUAUUCUCUAAGUAAAUGCGAUGAGAGCCUAGCGGCUGUUAAGGACACACACAAAGUCUAUAUAACGUGCAUUUAAAACUUCUGUCUUUUCCCUUCAUAUGCUCUCCUCAUUCUCAACAACAGCAUAGCAGCAUUUCAGAACUCUCUAAAAGUAACACCCAAAUUGUCUCUUAGACUUAGAAUUACUUAGACUUAAACAAACUUUAUUGAUCCACAAGGGAAAUUAUUUUUUCCAUACAUUCAAGAGAGUCAUGCUAACAUGCCCCUGCUUUUCUUCCCUUUUCUCUAUUUAUGUUUCCCUAUUCCUCGAAAGCGACAUCAUAGACAUAGCUUGGACCAGGGGCGGCUCCAUACAUUUUUUCUAGGAGGGGUUAAGGGAGGGGCUAAAGUCUUCCAUGAGGGUACUCAGAUUACAUGGUGAACAGAGCCUUUUAACAGUGAAGCGAGUACUAUCCAACUCUUGAUGUUUGCCUAAAGUUCUAAACAAGUUUAAAGGUACACUAUGUAACUUUUCUGGUGGAGGGCUGCUGUGUACAUAAAAAUGUUUUUAUUUUGCCUACAAUGUUCCACACACAUCUAUUGUUAUGAAAACAAGCACGCCAACAGGCCAAGUUACAGGUCAGAUCUGUGGAGAGAUGACCACAUAGAAUACAUGUUUUUCAGAGGAUUUUUGAGCACUAUAAACACUUUGAAUUGAAUAAUACAAGAUAGAUCAUUUUAAUGUCAUAAUGUAGAACAUUCCAGGGAAAGCAGUAACAUUUCCAUGGAGAAGUAGGUAGUGAACCUUCUACCAGAAAAAAUAGUUUUCAUACAUAGUUAACCUUUAAAGUUAGUGAUUUGCAAAUCUAAAUGUGAAAUUCUUAGAUUUGUCUUUUGUUUUACCUGUUCAUUUAAGCGGGGUGGGGGCUAGUAAGGCAUUGACCUUACUUGGGGGGUGCUGGCACCACCCUUGGGUUGGACUAGCUAAAACUAGUUUCUUGACAUGAAUUUUAGAAAUAGCAAAAGCCCACUUCUGUGAUGUUGUUGAUAACUUGCUGGUAUGCUGGGAACAGGAUUGGUAUCUUAUGUUUAUUUUCAGUAUUGCAUUUUACCCUGUUUAGUGUUGUGCAAACUAUACAUUUUAGUGAAGAACGGGUGCAAACAUUUGUAUUUUGAUCUGUCCAAAUUAAAGUUCAUCUUAUAUUUUUGGUUUGCCAUUUAUUCAUGAGCGGGAAUAGAUGUAGAUGAACACUGUAACUGGAAAUUCCCCAAGUCACCAUGAAUUAACAAAGAUUUGAUUGUAUUUAUUCAGUAAAAAUGUGGCCUUGCUAUAACAAAAGUAGAGAUUACAUAUAAAGCUUACUGUACUGUACUCGUUUUUCCCAUCCUUUAGUAAAACACACUGCCCCCCCACCCCCUUACCGCACUCUCUGCCCCCCUUCUCCCUUUUCCUCACUCCCCUCUCCUUUACCCCCCCUCUCUCCCUCCCUUCCUUCUUUCUUCACCCCCUCUUUCUCCCUCUCUACCUUUUUUCUACUACCUCUCCCUCUCUUCCCUUCUCCCGUUCCCCCUCCCCUUCUCCCUCUCCUUUUUUUUUCUCUUCCUCUCUUUUCUCUCCCUCCCUCUCUCCCUCUCUCCCUCUCCCUUCCCUCCUGCCUGCCACCCCUCCUUCUCUCCCUCCUACCCUCUCUCGUACACUCUGUGAAUGGAGCUCCCGAAAUACCUUCUUUGCCCCCAGCCUCUCGGACAGAAAUCCCUCCUCUGCUCUGUCUUUUGAUGCCUGUCCCCCACCUCCUCCAAAAGACAUGCCUUUGUGCCUUAUGCAGAACUGUAUGCGCUGCACAUUCCUUUUACUUCUAUAGGAGGAUUUUUGUAACUCGGUCCUGAUGAGCCAACGGAAUCCAGCUUAAACAAACCUCAACAUCAGAGAAUUGGACACACCAUUUUUACGUACACACAAAAUCUCUCCGCACCCUCCCCCCCCAAAUCUUAUCCAUUCAGACAUGGUUUCUUUUCCUCUGCACAGUACCUUUCUAUUGUCUCCCGAUCAGACGUGGGGAAUACUC